This is a messenger RNA of Penicillium macrosclerotiorum, 1557 nucleotides long. RefSeq names its product NAD(P)/FAD-dependent oxidoreductase. Gene Ontology annotation, molecular function: monooxygenase activity; FAD binding. NCBI's taxonomy places the organism in Eukaryota, Fungi, Ascomycota, Eurotiomycetes, Eurotiales, Aspergillaceae. The coding region runs from base 1 to 1557 and encodes 518 amino acids. The transcript is spliced from 4 exons. The record is from RefSeq and is a predicted model, not a curated record.
AUGUCGAAAAUUCCGGCGAAGUGCGAGGUGUUGGUCAUCGGCGGCGGUCCGGGUGGAGCAUACACUGCAACCUGUCUAGCUCGAGAGGGAAUCGACACUGUUUUACUUGAGGCAGACAUUUUCCCCAGCCACGAGUUUCAUUCAAGUCACGGAUUUUUUGGCUGCGGGGGGCCCGAAGGCUAUACAUGGAAUAUUGUGCGGUCAGAGGCUGACCACAUGAUCUUCAAGCAUGCCGAACAGCAUGGCGUGAAGACAUUUGACGGUGUUCGAGUUGGUGAUCUCGAGUUUCAGCCAUGGGACAAGAGCGACCCGGCGGAAAUCAAACUGGCAGAGUUCUCCCAUCCAAAUCCAGGUCGACCAGUUUCUGCCUAUUGGUCACGUAAAGAUGGAACGAGCGGCAUGAUAUCUUUCGAAUACCUAGUUGAUGCCAGUGGUCGUGUUGGGCUAGUGAGUACCAAGUACUACAAGAAUCGUCGGUACAAUCAAGGUCUUAAAAACAUUGCUAGCUGGGGCUACUGGAAAAAUAUGGAACUCUAUGACCAGGGUGGACCUCACGAGGACCAGCCAUUCUUCGAAGCUUUAUCUGAUGCUAGUGGCUGGGUGUGGACUAUUCCUUUACAUGGAGAUAUUGUUUCAGUUGGCGUUGUACGCAACCAGGCAAUUUCCAUGGAAGAGAAGAAGAAAAUGGGCUCGCCAUCUACUCAUGAUUUUUAUCUAGAGAACUUGAAGCUUGUUCCAGGAAUCUUAAGUCUUAUGAAAAGUGCUGAACUCGUUUCAGAGAUCAAGUCUGCCUCCGAUUGGUCCUACAGUGCCUCAAGCUAUGCCAGCCCACAUAUUCGCGUGGUCGGUGAUGCAGGUUGCUUUAUUGACCCAUUUUUUUCCUCUGGUGUCCACCUAGCAUUUGCUAGCGGUUUAUCAGCUGCUGCGACAAUAUGUGCUUCUAGGCGCGGUGAUUGCGAUGAAAAAAGUGCUGCUGACUGGCACACAAAGAAAGUCGCAGAAGGGUACACUCGCUUCCUUCUUGUUGUUCUUACUGCUCUCAAACAGAUUAAAGACCAGGAUGAGUCGGUCUUAACCGACUGGGACGAAGAAACCUUUGAUCGUGCUUUCUCCUUCUUCCGACCAAUCAUCCAAGGGACGAGUGAUGUCCAGGCCCAACUCACAGAAUCGGAAAUAUCUGAAACAAUCAACUUCUGCUUCAAAGCCUUCAUUCCUGUGUCAAAAGAGCAAAAGGAGGAAGUACUCCGUAAAAUGGAGAACUUUGAGAACAUCAACCGGAAUGAUGAAAGCUUUCAUCCAAGAACAAGAGCCGAUUUUGAGGCAUCAAUGUCUCCCGACGAGGCUCGAAUCAUGAACACCAUCCGUGCGCGCGAGAUGUUGCGAUCUGAGGAUACUAUCAAUAUUGAUACAUUCAGUGUCGAAACCAUUAAUGGAUUAACCGUUUAUCUUCAGCGGGGCCAGCUAAGUCUUGUAAAGCCCUCUGGUCGAAAAGUCAAAAAAAUUGAUGCCCUGGGUCUGUUUCAUGGUGAGCAACCAAUGGGCAGCACCACGAGCUAG